CCGAUCGCCGACCGCUAACUUCCGCUUUCAUUCAAGCCCCACGUACCUAUACUUCGCGAUUGAGCUUCCUUGUCAACAACAACAUGUACAAGCUUUGAGAUAGGCUUCGUAGCAGCACCUAGUGCUUUCAAUUUAUUUACAAAUUUCAAGUCGUAUCCGAGCUUCUUUCCCAUUCAGCAAACAUGCAGGCCGCCCUAGAACCUUUCCUCCAGGCUCAUGCCGACGAAGUUUCCUGGGUCGUUGUCGCCCAGUUAAGCCCUUUUGCGCCUCCAGAGAACCCAGGCCGUCUGUAUGACUUCUACCGAGCAUCGAACGAACACCAGAUCGAGAAUGAGGUCAGAUCCGCCCUGAAGUACAACAGGAAUAGUAGGCUCUCGAACAAGGAAGCUGGUGCAUGGAUGGAGAUCUUUGUUGCAUACUGGCGAGCGGUUGGAUUCAUAUUGAGGGCUGAAGAAGCGAGGAAUCAGGGUCGCAUUGAAGAUCGUCAAUUUGUCGACAUUUACGAUGCGUGGAAGACAAUGACGGAUUUGAUCGUCAGGCACAUCUCCAAUGGUUCACUCCCAAACUGGACCAUCGUCUGCAUGUACGUUACGGCCAACCACUUGAGGCGCUUUGCUAUCAGGGCGGACGAGCAACUUGCGCAAAGCAAAAGCAAUGUCACCUUUAGUCCAGGAUUUGGAGACGACAUCGUAAGCACAGUAGCGCGUAAUGAAAAGCUUGAAGAAGCUGCACGAGUGUUCAACAAAAUGUUCGCAUUGUGUCUUGGAGAUAGAAAUCCUGAUAUGCGAGAAUCGCGAAAAUGGGGAACCUACUAUGUGGCCAAUCUACUGUUCAAAACGUACUUCAAGCUCAAGAACGUCAGCCUAUCUAAGAACGUUGUAAGGUCUAUUGAGGCACAAAACGACCUCCCAGACUUCAAAGUAUACCCAGCAGCUCAUCGUACGACGUACAAAUACUAUGUAGGCGUAUUGGCUUUCCUGCAGGAAGAUUACACAAAGGCCGAAUCAUGUCUCACGGAUGCAUGGAAUAUGUGCCUGCCUGACUCCAUGAAAAAUCAAGAGCUCAUCCUCACAUACCUCAUACCAUGUCGUCUGAUUACAAAACACAACAUCCCGACGCAAACACUUCUAGCCUCAUACCCAGGAUUAAAGAGAAUAUUCGGUCCGUUGGUUUCGUGCAUCAAAAGUGGUGAUCUCGCAGGGUUUGAUGCCGCCUUGCUGGCGGGAGAAGAUACCUUUGUCAAGCGCAGGAUCUACCUGACCUUGGAGCGAGGCCGAGAUAUUGCCUUGCGGAAUUUGUUACGCAAGACCUUCCUUGCAGAGGGCUUUGAGGACCUCAAAGAAGGUCAAAGCGAAUUGGACCGUAUUAGGAAGACAAGAAUACCAUUGUCGCAUUUUGUAGUCGCACUGCGUCUACGAAGUAGCGGCCAAGCACUUGAAGACGACGAAGUCGAAUGCCUGCUGGCCAACAUGAUCUACAAGGGCCUCAUGAAAGGAUACAUCUCUAGAGAGCACUCAAUGGUUGUCCUGAACAAGAAAGGAGCAUUUCCAGGAACAGGAGUGUGAUGAAUUCCAUCGCUAUUACCCCAUCUUUGAGCCAAAAGAGUGGUAUCUGAUGCAGGUGGAGGAAUCAUGCAUCAUGUCAGUUUCCUGCGAGCAACCCAUGGGUUUAUUCAAAAGCUCCCGAGUUGUCGAUGGAGGAUUAUCCUUGGUGGAAGCGCCUAUGUCUCUAGCUUCUGAGCGCUUUACUGUAACAGAAAAAAAAAUCAAUAUACCCGCCGUUGAACGGCACUUUGCACUCCUU
Messenger RNA from Aaosphaeria arxii CBS 175.79, 1803 nucleotides. RefSeq lists its product as uncharacterized. NCBI's taxonomy places the organism in Eukaryota, Fungi, Ascomycota, Dothideomycetes, Pleosporales. Bases 183 to 1565 code for a protein of 460 amino acids. Gene Ontology annotation, molecular function: RNA binding; double-stranded DNA binding. The transcript is spliced from 6 exons. Gene Ontology annotation, biological process: transcription elongation by RNA polymerase II; poly(A)+ mRNA export from nucleus; post-transcriptional tethering of RNA polymerase II gene DNA at nuclear periphery. Gene Ontology annotation, cellular component: transcription export complex 2. The record is from RefSeq and is a predicted model, not a curated record.